Messenger RNA from Marmota flaviventris (yellow-bellied marmot), 948 nucleotides. RefSeq names its product olfactory receptor 7D4-like. Lineage: Eukaryota; Metazoa; Chordata; Mammalia; Rodentia; Sciuridae. Gene Ontology annotation, biological process: G protein-coupled receptor signaling pathway. Gene Ontology annotation, cellular component: membrane. Gene Ontology annotation, molecular function: olfactory receptor activity; G protein-coupled receptor activity. The record is from RefSeq and is a predicted model, not a curated record.
AUGGAAGCAGAGAACCACACAGGAAUAUCACAGUUCCUCCUCCUGGGCCUCUCAGAGGACCCAGACCUGCAGUCCCUUCUCUUUGGACUGUUCCUGCUAAUGUACCUGGUCACAGUGCUUGGGAAGCUGCUCAUCAUCCUGGCCGUCAGCUCUGACUCCCACCUCCACACCCCCAUGUACUUCUUCCUCUUCAACCUGGCCUUUGUGGACAUCUCUUUCACCUCCACUAUGGUCCCUAAGAUGCUGGUGAACAUCCAGGCACACAGAAAAGACAUCUCUUAUACAGGCUGCCUUACUCAGGUGUAUUUUUUUAUGAUUUUUGCUGGUAUGGAUAAAUUCCUUCCUACCGUGAUGGCCUAUGACCACUUUGUGGCCAUCUGCCACCCCCUGAACUAUACGAUCAUCAUGAACCCCAGGCUGUGUGUCCUCUUGGUUCUGACAUCUUGGUUCAUCAUUUUCUGGGUCUCUCUGCUUCAUCUUUUACUGAUAAUGCGUUUGACCUUCUCUGUACACACAGAAAUCCUAAAUUUCUUCUGUGACCUGUCUCCCCUUCUCAAGGUGGCCAGCUCUGAUACCCACAUCAACAACAUCAUCCUGAUCAUCCUGUAUGUAGCAACUGCCCUGCUGAGUGUGUUUCCUGUCACUGGGAUCCUCUACUCUUAUUCUCAGAUUGUCUCCUCUUUAAUGAGGAUAUCUUCCAAUGGGAGUAAGUAUAAAGCCUUUUCCACCUGUGGGUCUCACCUCUGUGUGGUCUCCUUGUACUAUGGGACAAGUCUUGUGGAAUACCUCAGCUUUAUUCUGACCCAAUCUUCCCAAGGAAGCACAAUUGCCUCAGUGAUGUACACUGUGGUCACCCCCAUGCUGAACCCCUUCAUCUACAGCCUGAGGAACAAAGAUGUGAAGGGGGCCCUGGGGAGACUCCUCAGCAGAGCAGCCUCUUGUCAUUAA